AUGCCCCGUCGCUGUAGCAAUUGCCAUGGCGAAACGCCUCCUAUUCAGCUAAGAUCUUGUCCACACUGCAGAAAAGAAUUCACUACAUCUUUGCGGCCGUCGCCGUCGACAAUUCCAUUCGCAAAACACGAUCGAAGUCCUCGAAUUUCGUUAGGACAUAUCCGUCCACGAGCAUCAACAGCAGCAGCAGCAGCACAUAGAAUAACUCCGCGGGAAAAUGACACUCCUGUUUCAUGUCAGUAUAAAAAAGUCUGUGCAGAAUAUUUAUCGUCAUUGAGAUGGGAUAAAAGUUUUUUUGAUCGUCAGCAUAACCGUUGUUACUGCGAAAACUGUUAUCCUAGCUCACGCGAAGAUACCACUGUGCAAGGUGGUUCAAAAUAUGUUCUUCCACGUGGUUGGUGUCGAUUUGGUCUACAUGUUCAUCAAGUUCGCGCUGAUAUUGAUCGUAUUUGGAGUAAAUGGAUCGUAACCUAUCACGGGACACGUCCUAUGGCCGCUCAAUCGAUCAUUCAUCACCGUCAAUUCCUCUUACCUGGUGACACGUGUUUAGAUGGUACAAAAGUUGCCAUAUUGCCCGACCAUAUUCCCGGAAAAAAUCAUAUUUACACGUCCCCAACGAUCGCGUAUUCAAGUUAUGAAGCUUACUGUCCUCCACAACGCUUUCAUUCGCAACAAACUGGUAAAACUUACGAUGCACGCCUUGUUCUUCAAUGCCGUCAACAACCGGGAUCAUACAAAGUACAAGGUGAAACAAUCAAUGCUGGCUCGAAGCGACUGUGCCCAUUUAUACCGAAUGAUCAAAUCGAAAUAUUUACGGAAUGCAUUGCAAGCAAGUUACGUUUUUCUACAAUAACAAGUGUAGAUAUGGCGAAAGACAAAUGGUUUCGUUCGAUAGAAUCAAAGUUCUAUGAUGCCUUAGAAUACCACGCAGUACCUGAAUGGAUCAUCGAACCGAUGCUGCCUAGAGUGAAAACUCGUCGAGACGCUUUAAAUGAUCAGAAAGAACAAUGGCCAUUUCGAAUACAUAAUGCUAAAGGAAAAUUCCCCUGUCCUCAAUGCAAGAGAGUGUGGAAGUCGUCUUUUACGACUGUCGUUUGGAGAGCUCGGAGAAAUACAAAUGUUAUUCAAGUUCGUAUCGAAAAACAAGCUUGCAAAGGAUGUAACAAUUACUGUCAAGGGUCUCUUGCGGGUAUUGAGAGUUUAGUAUGGACGGCAUACUGGAUGUGUACUUGGAUACUAGACGUUUUUUACGGUAUACGUGAUGAAAACGCGAAUAAGCGUGCAGAUAAACUGGAGGAAAUUGAUAAAGCAACUGCACCACAUGACUAUGCACGUUGUGAAGCUGGUAAAAAGGGUAUAUGCAGAAAAUGCAAUAAACAGCUAUAA
Messenger RNA from Adineta ricciae, 1386 nucleotides. The record is from the annotation of a GenBank genome assembly. NCBI's taxonomy places the organism in Eukaryota, Metazoa, Rotifera, Eurotatoria, Adinetida, Adinetidae.